Molecule: messenger RNA, 1287 nt
Organism: Penicillium lagena
Lineage: Eukaryota; Fungi; Ascomycota; Eurotiomycetes; Eurotiales; Aspergillaceae
Gene: fahA
Product: fumarylacetoacetate hydrolase FahA
Exons: 1
Coding region: 1-1287 (428 amino acids)
Biological process (GO): L-tyrosine catabolic process; L-phenylalanine catabolic process; homogentisate catabolic process
Molecular function (GO): fumarylacetoacetase activity
Source: RefSeq, a predicted model, not a curated record
AUGGCGUCGUGGCUCCAGAUCCCCAAGAACUCGCCCUUCUCGCUGGCCAACAUCCCCUUCGGUAUCAUCUCAGGCCAGUCCGCCUCGCGGGUCCCCGCGGUUGCCAUCGGCGACUAUGCGCUCAACCUGAGCGCUUUCGCCUCGUCUGGCGGCUUUGCACAGCUCCCCGCCAUCCAGCAGCACUUGGGUGUGUUCAGCCAGCCCACUCUGAAUGCCUUCGCAGCGCUGGGACGCCCCGUGCACCGCCAGGUGCGCGAGUAUCUGCAAAACGUCUUCCGUGCCGACACCCAGUUCCCCCAGGUGCUUAAAGAUAAUGCCUCGCUACAGCAGUCGGCCCUGUUGCCUCUGUCGCAGGUCACCAACCACCUCCCCAUGCAGAUCGGCGACUACACGGAUUUCUAUGCCGGCCUGAACCACGCUUACAACAUUGGUGUGCUCUUCCGUGGGCCGGACAACGCCCUGCAGCCUAACUACAAGCACCUUCCCGUGGGCUACCACGGCCGUGCCUCGUCGGUGGUAACUUCGGGCACGCCUCUGCACCGUCCCAACGGCCAGAUCCUGGCCAACCCGGCCGCUACCCCCAAAGUGCCGACGUUCUCGCCGUGCAAGCGCCUCGAUAUCGAACUGGAACUUGCCGCCUUCGUCAGCACGCCCAAUGAUCUCGGCAAGCCUGUCCCCAUCGAGGAGGCCGAAGACCACAUCUUCGGCCUGGUGCUCAUGAACGACUGGUCUGCGCGCGACAUUCAGGCCUGGGAGUACGUCCCACUGGGCCCGUUCAACGCCAAGAACUUUGGCACGACCAUCACGCCCUGGGUGGUCCUGAUUGAUGCUCUCGAGCCUUUCCGUGCCUCCGGCCUGGAACCAGGAAACCGCGAGUCUUUGCUGCCGUAUCUGCGCGAGAAGCACGCGGACAGCGCCUUUGACAUCGCCCUUGAAGUCGAGCUGACCAACAAGGGCGGUAAGCCCACGACCAUCUCCAAGACUAAUGCUCGCAACCUCCUCUUUUCAUUCCCUCAGAUGCUCGCUCACCACACCAUCACGGGCUGCAAUAUGAACACCGGUGACUUGCUGGGCUCGGGCACUAUCUCAGGCACGGAGCCCAAGACCCAGGGAAGUCUGCUGGAACAGACUAAUGGCAAGAACCCGCUGAAGCUGGAGGAUGGGUCGGAGCGUCUUUUCCUAGAGGAUGGCGACACGGUCGUUCUACGCGGCGUGGCUGGCUCCGAAGGGAACUAUGUCGGUUUCGGUGAUUGUGUCGGCACCAUCUUGCCUGCACACCCGCUCUAG